GUCCGUCCGGCGCGAGGGCAGGCAGCGGGGCGGAGGUGCCAGCCUGGCACCGUCUGCCCACCCCUGGCUCACCAAAAUGGCAAACCUCACCCAAGCCAAUAACAGCCUGGGCGGCCAGGCCACACACAUGGGGACAUCGACCCCAAACCGCUACGAGACUGUGGAGAUGGUCUUUAUCGCCACGGUGACAGGCUCGCUGAGCCUGGUGACCGUGGUGGGCAACAUCCUGGUGAUGCUGUCCAUCAAGGUCAACAGGCAGCUGCAGACCGUCAACAACUACUUCCUCUUCAGCCUAGCCUGCGCCGACCUCAUCAUCGGCGCCUUCUCCAUGAAUCUCUACACCGUAUACAUCAUCAAGGGCUACUGGCCCCUGGGUGCCGUGGUCUGCGACCUGUGGCUGGCCCUGGACUACGUGGUGAGCAACGCCUCCGUCAUGAACCUUCUCAUCAUCAGCUUUGACCGCUACUUCUGCGUCACCAAACCCCUCACCUACCCGGCCCGGCGCACCACCAAGAUGGCAGGUCUCAUGAUCGCUGCAGCCUGGGUCCUGUCCUUCGUGCUCUGGGCGCCCGCCAUCCUGUUCUGGCAGUUUGUGGUGGGUAAGAGGACGGUGCCGGACACCCAGUGCUUCAUCCAGUUCCUGUCCAACCCGGCAGUGACCUUCGGCACGGCCAUCGCCGCCUUCUACCUGCCUGUAGUUAUCAUGACUGUACUGUACAUUCACAUCUCGCUGGCCAGCCGCAGCCGGGUCCACAAGCACCGGCCCGAAGGCCUCAAAGAGAAGAAGACGAAGCCUUUGGCCUUCCUCAAGAGCCCCCUGAUGAAGCAGAGCAUCAAGAAGCCUCCACCAGGAGAAGCGGCCCGGGAAGAGAUGCGCAACGGGAAACUGGAGGAGGCGCCACCGCCCGCACUGCCACCCCCGCCACGUCCCGUGGCCGACAAGGACACGUCCAACGAGUCCAGCUCGGGCAGUGCCACCCAGAACACCAAGGAACGACCCCUCACGGAGCUGUCCACCACGGAGGCCACCACCCCCGCCACCCCCGCUCCCCCACUCCAGCCUCGGGCCCUCCACCCGGCCUCCAAAUGGUCCAAGAUCCAGAUCGUGACGAAGCAGACGGGCAACGAGUGCGUGACGGCCAUUGAGAUCGUGCCGGCCACACCCGCCGGCAUGCGCCCGGCGGCCAACGUGGCCCGCAAGUUUGCCAGCAUUGCCCGCAACCAGGUGCGUAAGAAGCGGCAGAUGGCGGCUCGGGAGCGCAAGGUGACGAGGACCAUCUUCGCCAUCCUGCUGGCUUUCAUCCUCACCUGGACGCCCUACAACGUCAUGGUCCUGGUGAACACCUUCUGCCAGAGCUGCAUCCCCGAAACAGUGUGGUCCAUCGGCUACUGGCUGUGCUAUGUCAAUAGCACCAUCAACCCCGCCUGCUACGCUCUCUGCAACGCCACCUUCAAAAAGACUUUCCGGCACCUGCUGCUGUGCCAGUAUCGCAACAUUGGCACCGCCAGGUAGGCGCUGGGCUGCCUGAGGACCACACGGGAGAGACUUGUGGGGCCAGCGCCCCAAGCUUGAGUUCGAUGAAGAGAACUGAAGUCCCUGGGGGAGUCCCCGGAGGCUCAGGCUGAAGUGGAGUUGGGCCCCAAGAAAGGUCGGGACACUGGGCCAUCCUUGCUGGCCUGCCCUAGGGAAGGGGGCCCCCGUGGGAGGGGUGUCACCGGCCUGUGUGGGCAUCUGCAGGAGAACAUCUGGAAGGGCCUGGAUGCCCUGGGAUCUGCACCCCAACUAGGAAUAACCAGUGGGGGCAGAACUGGAAAAGGAGGCUCAGGAUGGGAGUGGAAGGCUUAGGGUUCCCCAUUAUGCUAUCACCGGUGCUUUCAGUCCUCCCCUGCACCCUGCAUGUUGUAGGCUGACCCUCCUCCCAUAUCCAACUCCAGGGCAGACACCCAAUUCGCUGCAGCUACACAGGCUCUGGUUUGGGGGAGCAGGCAAGUAGAAAACUGGGAAACUGAGGCUGCCCCAACCCCAGCACUGGCCAGGUCAGAGUCAUUCCCCUCACCCACUGGAGGGCAGGUUCCGGAUCCUGGCUGGCAGUGGGUAUUUAUUGCUCUUGUGUGCCUAAGUCUGAGAGCAGAGCUGGCUGAGGCGGAGUCACCGGGGAGAGAACGUGGCCUGACUCACGGGAACUGGGGAGACAGGUAACCCCUUUGUCUCCUCGCCUGUGAACAGAAGCUGUGAUCUGAUUGGCAGUGAGCUGGACUCAAGACCUUUGGCCAGGCGAGGCUCAGGAGGAGUUGCCCCACUCUUUCUGCUGCUCCCUCCACUCCCAGGUGGGUGGCCUCUGAAGAAGGGACCAGAAAGGCUUAGUAGGGACCUGAUUGGGGUGUGUGUGUGAGAGUGUGCUUUCAGGGAUCAGUCAGUCGGGGCACCUGAGAAGAAAUCUCCCAUCAGUGAGCUCCAGGGAACACUCAGCGGCAAGGUCCCACCCCUGAAAGUCCUCCUCCCACCGCCCACUCCCAACAAAUCAUCACAGCAAAUUCCCUGGGAAGGGGCUUUUAUAUAUUAAAAGAAGAGCUUUUAUUGGGAAAAA
Messenger RNA from Suncus etruscus (white-toothed pygmy shrew), 2588 nucleotides. It is a transcript of the gene CHRM4, whose product is annotated as cholinergic receptor muscarinic 4. Bases 77 to 1513 code for a protein of 478 amino acids. Gene Ontology annotation, biological process: G protein-coupled receptor signaling pathway, coupled to cyclic nucleotide second messenger; regulation of locomotion; chemical synaptic transmission. The transcript is spliced from 2 exons. Gene Ontology annotation, cellular component: synapse; dendrite; plasma membrane. NCBI's taxonomy places the organism in Eukaryota, Metazoa, Chordata, Mammalia, Eulipotyphla, Soricidae. Gene Ontology annotation, molecular function: G protein-coupled serotonin receptor activity; G protein-coupled acetylcholine receptor activity. The record is from RefSeq and is a predicted model, not a curated record.